AUGCCCGUCACACUCCGCCGGCGCCUGGAUUGUCACUACUGCGGACGAAGAUCGAAGUUGCCAGCGGGGACGAAGCCUGGUCGCAAGUUUCAGUGCGAACACUGUCUUGCCGUCAAUUUCUUUGACGAGAAUGGCGAAUUAGCAGAUGUACCCUUAGAAGAAGCCGCUCCUACUCAACGCUUCGCGCAUUCGGCCGCCACAAACCCUCUUCCCGACGACUUCUCCUCCAAGGACUCUGUGUUCUGUUCAACAUGUCUCAAGAACCAGCAGCUAUACACCUACAACCUAUCCCAAUUCCUCCCAGACCCUGAUCACCCCGAGUACGACAAACUGGAGGCGCAACUCCCAGAGUACAAGAAAGGACUCGAACAACGCUACCCACAAUGUUGUGCCAAGUGCGAACCCAGAGUCAGAGCGCAGUUGCACAAGGCGACCUACAAUGCCAGAAGCGACCAUCUUCGACGGGUUCUGGAAAAAUCACGACAAAGAAGGGUUGCCAGUCGAUGGGGCUGGAGAAGUCUUCUGCUCAACGCGGCUGGUUUGGGGUAUACCGUCAAUCUGGCUUUGCAAGUGCUCUGGCAUCUGUAUGGCUCUCAGAUGGCCGGGGGGUCGAUGGAACGAGAACUCAGACCAGUUGAGUGUUUCUCCCAGUGGCGCUAUGUGCCCGAAUGUUUCGAAAUGAUGGAGCCCCUUGUCGGACUUUCCAUGGUUCUUGGGCUGCUUUGCAUCUGGUGGAAUCCAAAGUGGCAGCACAAGUUGUCGAACAACGAAAGGCGCUUGUCAGGUCUGAAAGAAUACUACCUGGCACAGUUUCUCCUGCUGGGACUGAGAUUCAGUGCCUGGACAGUCUUGCUUCACGUCCCUCUGUCAUUACGCAUGAGGGCAAUGCUGCAUGCUUGUUUCGCGGUUGCUAUCACUGUGCUGGCAGGGUGGUCCGUCUUUGGGAUUACAACAGUCACAUCUGGCCCUCAGGUCAAUUGGCACGAUGACCCAGCCCCUUUGCUGUCAAGUAGUCAAUUCGUGCCCCCACCCUCGCUUGAACGACAAGACAUCCCUCGAGCACCGAAUCAGCCGUUCAAUAUUGAGAAUUUGGCAACACCCAGAAGACCAGAUUACCAGGCAUGGAAUCCUCCCACGCCCCCGCCCGACAACGCCGAAGCGAUGGACUGGACGCCAUCCCAGUCGACAUUCCAACCGGAGCUCAAGCAGAUCCGGUAUACUUCAAUCGGACCUACACCCUUCCACGGAACAAUACCGGCAUUGAAUGCGAAGGGAGUCCUCAAAAACCAAAACCAAGGGCGAACUGGUAGAGAGGCCAUAGGACUUCCGCCGGGAUUCUUCGACAAGUCACAGAAGUCAUUGCUGCCUGCCCGUCAAACCGGAACAGCUAGCGAGGCCAUAGCACAACCAAAAUUCUUUGGACACGAGCGACAAGUUGAUACAGGGUUGGAAAGCAUCUUUGACAGUGUUUUCUCUCUUCAGGAUUCGUCCUUACAACAACCCGAAUCUGGGUCCACCUCGGACGUGAAGUCUUCUGGAACUACACCCGCGAAAGAGCCCAGUCACCAUCGGCCAAAGGAGCGUGACGCUCUGCCGGCACUGAAGCUUUUCAGUUGCUUGUCGUUUCUCUCACUCGUAGUAGGCUUGGCUGCCUGGAUCUUCGAAGCUGCCGUCAGACCCAAUACUUCCCAACUCGGCUACUACACAGUCCUCUUCAGUGCGAGUGUACCGUUUAGUCGCCUCAUGACCAUUCCCUUCUCGCAUGGUAUCCCUGGUCAGACCGCAAAAAUACUUCUGUACACCUUCGAAGCAAGCAUGUUGAUCGGAGUUGCAAUGGUCCGGGACCAAUUUGGGGAGCUCUUUCGGAAUCUUUGGGACAAGCUUGCGAUUGCGGUCGUGGCUCUCUUGCUCCCUCAGGAGUUUCUGGCGGUGGCUCGCGACCAAUGGGUAUCUCAACCUCGCGUCCAAAUCGCCUCACAUGACUCUGUUCCGUUACGGUCGUUCCCUGAGCCACAAGUACAAGAACUCACCAGUCCACACCCCAACAAUGCCGCGGCACCAAUGCAUCAGCUCAAACGAACAAUAUCAAGCGAGACAAUCGAGAGCGCACAGUCCAUACCCACGACCACUGACACCGGGCCGUGGGAGACGCCGCGAGCCGACAACUAUCGAUUUGAAUACUUCGACUCAUCCAAGUCACCGUCGGCUGCAGCGAGCACGAGAUCUUCGGUAAGUCGAAAGCGUCAACCACAAAUCCGGAAUUCCCACAUAACGGACAUGGAGCAUCCACGGCCGGAAGAAGGCGGUGGGAUUUUAUGGAGGCGUGGAAGUGAUGGGGUUUCGCGGAACUUGAGCACAGGUGUUUCCAGCACAUUGAUGCGUAUGGACCUUGGAUCUACGUCUGGGUCAAGUAUCGCGGGGCCGAGAGGGAGACAGAGAUAUUGA
Molecule: messenger RNA, 2445 nt
Organism: Fonsecaea erecta
Lineage: Eukaryota; Fungi; Ascomycota; Eurotiomycetes; Chaetothyriales; Herpotrichiellaceae
Exons: 2
Coding region: 1-2445 (814 amino acids)
Biological process (GO): nuclear inner membrane organization
Cellular component (GO): microtubule organizing center attachment site; chromosome, centromeric core domain; mitotic spindle pole body
Source: RefSeq, a predicted model, not a curated record